AGGGCGGUACAUUGCGCGGUGGCGCUAUCUUACGUAGAUUGCGCCUCUGCUGCAGCCGGUGUCUCGUGCGGAGAAAAUUGACCAAUAUUGUGGAAAUACGGAGAGAUUUUGACCUAAAAUGCAGAAUCAAGAAAAGGCCCUGGAGGUCUCUCUGGAAGCCCUCACAAACCGAGUGCAGGACUUAAAGACAUCUCUGAUUGCAUUCUUGGAAAAGCUGGAGCGUGAACACGAAACACUGAAAUGGACAGCCGUUCUGAAUAACUUUGCCCUCUUGUCAGGUCAGAUCAACAUGUUGAGCAAAGUUCUGAAGAGCGACAAGACGCCAGCCCUGAGGAACCUCGUCCUUCUGCCCUUAAAGCUCUCACAGGACAGAGAUGAAGAACUUGAGAAAAUGACAGAGGGUCGCGUGCCGGCAUUCAACCACGAGGUGGUGCCCAACUACCUGCGCACCAAGGCUGAGCCGGAGGUUGAGGCGAGGGAGCUGCAGCUGAAGCAGAAGGCAGCCACCAUUACGCCCGAGCAGGCGCAGCAGAAGCAGAUAAACAGUAUGAACAAGCUGGUCACUCGCUUGCUGGACAUGGUCAGCAGUGCCAAGGACGAUUGGGAUGGGGAUGGAGCGAUGAGGCUCGGCAACCUGGGCAACUCCAACCACUCGGAUACGACCACCCUCGUCAGCGCGGUGACUAUAGGGCGGAACCUGAAACCCAUCCGCCCGCCAGUCCAGGGCCAGCACAACGUCCCGGGGCCUCCCGGGGGUCCGCCCCUCUCGCAACAACAAAGACCCGAGCAGCACGUACCCAUGGGCAAAGCGCCCAGCGCUAUCAAGACAAACAUCAAAGCUGGUUCCAGCUCACAUCCCUACGGCCACAGAUGAAAGGCACUGCCAAACCACCCUCCCUCCCCCAUCAGCGUAACGAGGGAAGACAUUCAAACCCCCCUGCCCGCCGCCCCUCCCUCCUGGCCCUUGGAAAUCUGCCAGAAGGUCGUGGAGUGUUUUUGCAAAAGGGAGGAAGGACUUGGUGCCCUGUGGAACUUCACAGGCGAAGAACUUUCCAUCAGGAUCCUGCACAGCGGUUGAUGUUUCUCAGAGGAUACACGACAGUUCCGUAAAAUAGCAAAAAUGACGAGGAACUUGAGAUGAACUGAGCCACCCUCACGCUGACACUCUCAGAUAAAAACUUCACAUCCUUGGGUUCUUGAGUCUAGUGCAGUCAUAAAUUUCUAAAAUGCAGUACUUAAGGCAUACUACAAAUGUAAUUUGAUGUUUUUAUACUUUUUGUGAUGAUGCUGGCGCCACUAAGUUUCAUGAUACAACCUAUUGAAAUGAGUCAUAAGUCGCAAGAGCCACUUUUGAAGCACAGGCCUUUUAAAAGACUCUCCGACAAGCAAAAUCAUAGAGAGUUAUAACCUUUUUACCCACACAAUGCCCAUUGCCAUCAAGGUGUCAAACUCAGUGAAAAAUCAAAACAAAGCGCCUAGCUUGCCUUUUGCGAUUCAAGCUCCAACAGAACAAUAGGAAAACUGGCCUUAUGACUCAUUUUGAUCGAUGUUGUUUUCACAUCUCGUUACCUGUUAGCCAAGAGUUAUUUUCAAGAGGUUUAUGAAAGCAGGAACAGUAAACAAUGGAUGCAGGGCAACAGGUAUGAAUUUCUGUAAUUCAGAUCUAGUCGAUGCCACAGACUCCUUGGAAUUGCAAAAAUCAAGUCCCCUGAAGCAAGCCCCCAUCUGUCGUCCACUUUCGCUGGUCGGUAUGAAUGCUUCUUUCGUCUUCAGAAUUGCAGAUUAUUUAUUGUACCAAGUGAUGUUGUUGGGUCUUUGCAUAGUAGCUGAUAACAGCGACCGUCUAUUGCAUCGUGGAUAUUUCUAUCCCAGAAAUCUGGAAUAUUUCAAUAAAAGGUAGCCAUUGGAAACAUUG
Molecule: messenger RNA, 1915 nt
Organism: Acanthaster planci (crown-of-thorns starfish)
Lineage: Eukaryota; Metazoa; Echinodermata; Asteroidea; Valvatida; Acanthasteridae
Gene: med8
Product: mediator complex subunit 8
Biological process (GO): regulation of transcription by RNA polymerase II
Cellular component (GO): core mediator complex; mediator complex
Molecular function (GO): transcription coregulator activity; RNA polymerase II cis-regulatory region sequence-specific DNA binding
Source: RefSeq, a predicted model, not a curated record